AUGUCGCUCGUACGUGCCUUUACCACCCGGCGCUCCAAGCCUGAUCACCUCGAGAACGUCCACGUCGGCCGCGCCGCCAGUCAACGCCAAGGUCGACCAGUCCACCGCACUCAGAUCUCGUCACCCGUCGUUCUGCUGUCCAGCACGAAUGCGCUGUCAUACGACGCACCUGAUAUCGCCGGCACUGCGCCCGUCGGCGGCACUCGCGACUUCUCCUCGUCAUCAUCCAGGUCUUCCCACGAGGGCAGCGACGCCAGCACAUUCGACAUCAGCUCCAACACCGACGCUUCUUCGAUCGAGAACUCCCCCAUCAGCCCCGAGCCCGAGCCAAACCACUUGAGCUGCUACUUCAAGUCUGCGCAAGACUCUUCGCCAACUCUGCAAUCACGAGCUUCCUUCGACGCUCCAUCCAUCCCACAGCGAGUGCCCUCGCAUUCCAAGAAGGCUCACGAACGGGUUCACCGCAAGCGCUCGGUCCAGCGUAUGAUGUCUCCACCAUCCAGCAUCGUUCGCAACUCGACCGAGAUGUUCAAGCCGAUCGAAGCGCCGCAAGAGAACCCCUUUGGCAACGAACUCGCCCAGCUGGAUGAGGUCGCCGAGGAGUUGAGCUACGCUGUGCGCGAUGCCGAAGCUGAGGAGGAUGCCGCGUACAUGGAAGCGCACGGCCUUGCUCGAUACGACGCCGAUAGCUACCUCGCCGAGAUCCACAGCCUCAUCUACGAGACCUACCACGCUGAAGAGCCAAUCUGGAUUUGA
Molecule: messenger RNA, 756 nt
Organism: Zasmidium cellare ATCC 36951
Lineage: Eukaryota; Fungi; Ascomycota; Dothideomycetes; Mycosphaerellales; Mycosphaerellaceae
Exons: 1
Coding region: 1-756 (251 amino acids)
Source: RefSeq, a predicted model, not a curated record